Molecule: messenger RNA, 1733 nt
Organism: Trachemys scripta elegans
Lineage: Eukaryota; Metazoa; Chordata; Testudines; Emydidae
Gene: ZDHHC18
Product: zinc finger DHHC-type palmitoyltransferase 18
Biological process (GO): peptidyl-L-cysteine S-palmitoylation; protein targeting to membrane
Cellular component (GO): Golgi apparatus; endoplasmic reticulum
Molecular function (GO): protein-cysteine S-palmitoyltransferase activity
Source: RefSeq, a predicted model, not a curated record
CUGCCCCUUCCUUGCCAGUCACCUGACCCUGGCCAUUCCCAUCAUCGGGGGUGUCCUGUUCUUCUUUGUCAUCAGCUGUCUGCUGCAGACGAGCCUCAGAGACCCAGGUAUUCUGCCCAGAGCCACCCCCAGUGAGGCUGCAGACCUGGAGAAACGGAUUGAUAGCAUGGGCACCUCCACCUACCGCCCACCUGCCCGGACAAUGGAAGUGGUUAUAAACAAAUACGUGGUGAAAUUAAAGUACUGCUAUACCUGCAAAAUGUUCCGACCCCCCAGGACCUCUCACUGCAGCGUCUGUGAUAACUGUGUAGAGCGGUUUGAUCACCACUGCCCCUGGGUAGGCAACUGCGUGGGGAAGCGUAACUAUCGCUACUUCUACGCCUUCAUCCUCUCCCUCUCCUUCCUGACGGCCUUCAUUUUUGCUUGUGUCGUCACCCACCUCACUCUGCGCUCUCAGGGAAGUGGAUUCCUCACCACUCUGAAGGCAACGCCGGCGAGCGUGCUGGAGUUGGUGAUAUGUUUUUUCUCAGUCUGGUCUAUUUUGGGCCUCUCAGGUUUUCACACUUACCUAGUCGCCUCCAACCUGACGACGAAUGAAGACAUCAAAGGGUCGUGGUCAAAUAAGAGAGGCUCAGAGUUUGCCAAUCCCUACAGCCAUAAGAGUAUCCUCACCAACUGCUGUGCAGUAUUGUGUGGGCCAUUCCAUCCCAGUUUAAUAGACAGAAGAGGAUUUAUCCAGCCUGAUGCUGGGACCCCGUCCAGUCCCAAGAGUGAAAUCCCCUCCUUUGGAGCCAAGACUGACACUAGCAUGUAUGUUCAGGGGACUAAAGCGCUCUUGAGGACACGGAUAAUACCUGAAACAGCAGCCAUUACCACCGCCUGUGCCUCCACACCAGGGCUACGCUACUGCACCUCGGUCCCUCCCGUGGCAAGAGAGGGAGGAAAGCUGCUGUGCACGUGGGAAAGCCUUUCCGAACCCGCGUGUGGAGCUGACGCACUCUGCUGUGCCAUGGGUUUGAAGCAUAAAGCCAUAAAUGCAUCUGUUCUGAGUGCAAUAACUGGAGUUUUUACCGUCUCCUGCUGCUGGAAAGAGACUCAUGCAACUGAACCAAGGCCCUCGCUGGCUCCUUGGAACUAGCCUUACUCUGCAGUGCCGGUGUCGCCCCCUCAAUAGACUGAAGAUGUAAUUAUAGUUAUUUAGAUGAGCAGGUACAUGAGACUUUACCAGGUUUAGUGCGGGGUGUUCACAGCUGGUUAAGUGGGCUUGUGAAGCAGAAUUCUGCCAGAGCUGGCCAGCAGGCCGCCUCCCCAGCUGUGAGCUGCUUGUGCGGUAUGUAUGCAGGCAAAGGACUCUCCUGUCUCUGAGGUAGUUAGUGUGUGUGAAGAGUUCACCUGUCAAACACUUACUAGUAAGUUCUGUGUUUUCCGUGUCUUAGGAUACACUAGUGUAGAGGAAGGGAUUAAGUGCAGUAGUGACUUUUGCAGCCCCUGUGUAGAUUCCUCUGCUCCUGCCAUCAGCAUUAUUGAAAGGACAGAGCAGAAAAGAGGGGGAGGAAACUGGAUGCUCUAACACUCUAGCAGCCACUGGCAAACCAAGCAGGGUUUGUAAAAGGGAGCUGGUGUAAACCCGUGAGACCCCACCCUGGUCAGCUAGGCUAGAGUCUGGUAGGGUUUGAAAUCCAUUUAUGCCUUUUACUUUUUGUAACAAAAUAAAGUUUCUCCUAUUUACUGUA